AUGGAGGCCCGGCAGGUCCCGGGCUUCUCUAAGCUCCAAGAGCUCCUGGCGCCGCCGUGUCUGGACCCUAAGCCGUCCCAGGCGCCCCCUCUUCAGCAGACACCAAGGACUCCAGGAUGCCCCAGACUCGAUGGCAGGUCCUUCUGGCCUGCUCACCAGGACUCCGUCUCGGCCCUGCAUUUUCUCCAAGAAACUGGAGAGGGGCUGGUCCAGCGCCUUGCCCAGGACACCCAAGCCCUGGGGGCCUGCGGGGAGCCGAAGACCUUGGAGUCUCUGGGACCCUCACCUCUGGCAAGGGAGGCUGAGAACAUGCUGACCCCAACCAACCAGCAGUGCUGCAGCUGGGAGCCCCCUGAGACUCCCCCAGCCCCCUCAGCCCUACCCCGGAGGAGGCCCCGGAAGCAGUCAAAGCCCCACCAGGGCGCUGACAAAGUGGAUCCCGGGUUUGAGGGGGUGACCCUGAAGUUUCAAAUAAAGCCGGAUUCCAGCCUACAGAUCAUAGCCAGCUACAGCCUGGCCUGCAGUAGCCGCCCCCAGGGUCCCUCCACAGGCCCUGCCGGGGGCCCCGAGGCCAGCUCAGGAGGCAGCGAGGCCCUGGGGCCCCGGUGCUGUGCUUCCUGUAGGACCCAGAGGACCCCACUCUGGCGAGAUGCUGAAGAUGGGACCCCCCUCUGCAAUGCGUGUGGUAUCAGGUACAAGAAAUACGGCACCCGCUGCUCCAGCUGCUGGCUGGUCCCCAGGAAGAAUGUCCAGCCCAAGAAGCUAUGUGGCAGAUGCGGGGUGUCCCUGGGCCCCCACCAAGGCCCAGCUCAGGAAGGGGAUCCCAGGUGGAAGACCCAGGCCUCAGGCUCCAGAGCCCCUGUCUCGGGGGGCCCCUGUCCCCCCUCUUGGCCCCUGGUCCGAUCAGGGUUGGCCGGGCCUCUCCUCAGAAAAUGUCCUCAGCAGUGACACUCAUUGUUAACAGCAAUAGCAAUA
Molecule: messenger RNA, 975 nt
Organism: Suricata suricatta (meerkat)
Lineage: Eukaryota; Metazoa; Chordata; Mammalia; Carnivora; Herpestidae
Gene: ZGLP1
Product: zinc finger GATA like protein 1
Exons: 6
Coding region: 1-948 (315 amino acids)
Biological process (GO): regulation of transcription by RNA polymerase II; spermatogenesis; oocyte development
Cellular component (GO): nucleus
Molecular function (GO): sequence-specific DNA binding; zinc ion binding
Source: RefSeq, a predicted model, not a curated record